Erigeron canadensis is the source of this 1706-nucleotide messenger RNA. RefSeq names its product 7-deoxyloganetin glucosyltransferase-like. Gene Ontology annotation, molecular function: UDP-glycosyltransferase activity. The transcript is spliced from 2 exons. Bases 141 to 1583 code for a protein of 480 amino acids. The record is from RefSeq and is a predicted model, not a curated record. Lineage: Eukaryota; Viridiplantae; Streptophyta; Magnoliopsida; Asterales; Asteraceae.
CGCUUGUUAGUUUGUACGUACAACAUGAUAGUCGUAUAAAUAUAUAUAGAUUAUAUUGCUACCUUUCCAAACCAUCGCUACAUCUUUUCAACAUAAGUGUCCUUACUAAUUUUUAGAGUGUAAGAGCGACUUUAAUUUCCAUGCUCCCGGAACAAAGGAACAAGCCGCACGCGGUGUGCAUACCAGCCCCAUUACAAGGCCACAUUAAUCCGAUGCUAAAAGUUGCCAAAAUUCUGCAUUCAAAAGGCUUCGAUAUCACCUUUGUCAAUACUGAAUUUAACCAUCGCCGUCUCCUUAAAUCUGUCGGCUUUAACACCUUACAUGGCCUCCCUUCCUUUCGCUUCGAAACCAUUCCUGAUGGUCUUCCAUCGCCCGAAAACGAAGAUGUCACCCAAGAUAUUUCACCAACACUUAAGUCCCUCCAUGAAUCCGGGUUGGGUCCAUUUAAAAGUAUCCUUGCCAAAGUGAGUGCUUCUUAUUCACCGGUGACUUGCAUAGUAGCAGACUUCCUUAUGGGUUUCACCCUCCCUGCUGCCCAGGAAUUGGGCAUUCCCGGGAUUCUCUUUUGGGCCGCGGGUUUGGCUUCUCUUAUAUGUUAUGAUCAAUACCCGAAUCUUAUUGAAAAAGGUUUGAUGCCUCUUAAAGAUCCGAGUUAUUUACACAACGGGUAUUUGGAUAAAGUCAUAGAUUUUAUUCCAACUAUGUCUGGAAUACGUCUAAAGGAUAUUCCACCAUUUAUUAGAAUCAUCAACCCUGGUGACGAAUUUAGGGUUGGAUUUGCAUCUAGGGAGUUGGCAAGAGCAAAAACAGCUUCUGGCAUUAUUUUCAACACUUUUGAUGAACUAGAUCAUGACGUUUUGGAUACGCUCUCUUCAAUGCUGCCUUCCUGCUAUGGAAUAGGUCCUUUGAACCUAGUGGAGAAUUAUAUUGUUGAUAAAUCCCUAGAUUCCAUCAAAUUAAAUUUGUGGAAAGAGGAGCCAGAAUGUUUAAAUUGGUUAAAUGCUAAAGAGUCCCUGUCAGUUAUUUACGUGAAUUUUGGUAGCAUAACAGUAAUGACACCUCAACAACUAAUCGAGUUUUCUUGGGGACUUGCAAAGAGUAAUCAUUCAUUUUUGUGGAUAGUACGAUCCGACCUUGUGAUAAGUGAUUCAGCUGUGCUUCCACCAGAGUUUCUAAUCGAGACAAAGGGUAGAGGAUUCUUGGCAAGUUGGUGCCCGCAAGAAGAGGUUUUAAGUCACCCGUCAAUUGGAGGGUUUCUAACACAUAGUGGAUGGAAUUCAACCAUUGAAAGCAUUUCCAAUGGAGUCCCAAUGAUUUGUUGGCCAUUUUUUGCAGACCAACAACCAAAUUGUUGGUGGAGUUGCAAUAAGUGGGGGAUUGCCAUGGAGAUAGACAACAAGGUUAAGAGGGAUGAAGUUUUGAAGCUAGUUAUUGAGUUAAUGGACGGAGAAAAAGGGAAGGACUUAAGGAUGCAUGCUAUUAGUUGGAAGAACAAGGCUCAACAAUCAUGUGUUUUCCCCUUGGGUUCAUCUAUGGUUAAUCUAGAGAAGUUCAUUCAUUUUCUAAAAACAUCUCCAAAAUAAUACAAAACGUUUCAUCUAUUUGAUUUUUUGAUUUUCAUUUUUUGUAUUGCACAUUUACUUAAUAUAGGUAUUUCGGAUUGUACAUUGUUUUAGUUCAAAAUAUGAUAUGUAUCAAACUUUAAA